AUGAGACUGAGGCGGGCUGGUGAGCCAGCAAGUGGGCAACCAAGCUGUCAAUAUAGGAGAAGUGUUGAAGAUCAAGCGAGGGACAGGCUGGUGAGCCAGCAAGUGGGCAACAGGCCAUGUCAUACCACCCUGGAGUUGAGGAUUGAGACUGAGGCGGGCUGGCAGCGCUGGGAGCAGGGGCGCAUUCUUCGCCAGGUUGGCCGCGCCUUAUUUGUCAUUUCUGGUCCCGGCGCUGUCAAGCGACACCGGAACCAGAUCCGUUUGCGCUGUCCUCGGUUUCCUGCCGCUGGUUGUUUUCCGGCAGAAUUGGAGGCUUCGCGGCUUCCGCCGCCACGGCCCACGACUCCACCCACGGCACCUCCGCCACGGGCGCGCCUCCAGCCGUCGCCGCUGCCGGUCCGGUUACUUGCUGCGGACAGACGCCUCCCGCCGCCGCCGCGUUUCUCCGCGGUGCUAGAACCGAUGGACGCUGAGGCUGCCGUCACGCCGCCGCCGCAUGUGGAGGUCGUUGCUCCGCCUCCUCAUCCGAGCAUACCCAGUAGCGGUGCGCUUCCACGGGGCGUUUCCCCCGCCCCCCUCGCGAGCAAUUCGUGGUCGCGAGUGGACAGUGCGCCACAGCACUUCCGCUGUCCGCCCCCUCAGCUGCACCGCACCCGGGUCCCUCCACCCACCGUCGGAAACCGUACUCAACGACGGUCCGUCAUUUCAGGGGGAGGGAUGUGA
This is a messenger RNA of Schistocerca gregaria, 723 nucleotides long. RefSeq names its product neural Wiskott-Aldrich syndrome protein-like. The coding region runs from base 1 to 723 and encodes 240 amino acids. The transcript is spliced from 2 exons. Lineage: Eukaryota; Metazoa; Arthropoda; Insecta; Orthoptera; Acrididae. The record is from RefSeq and is a predicted model, not a curated record.